Molecule: messenger RNA, 6298 nt
Organism: Sapajus apella (tufted capuchin)
Lineage: Eukaryota; Metazoa; Chordata; Mammalia; Primates; Cebidae
Gene: RNF144B
Product: ring finger protein 144B
Exons: 9
Coding region: 1649-2560 (303 amino acids)
Biological process (GO): positive regulation of proteasomal ubiquitin-dependent protein catabolic process; ubiquitin-dependent protein catabolic process; protein polyubiquitination
Cellular component (GO): ubiquitin ligase complex; cytoplasm; mitochondrial membrane
Molecular function (GO): ubiquitin conjugating enzyme binding; ubiquitin protein ligase activity; zinc ion binding
Source: RefSeq, a predicted model, not a curated record
UUCAUCCGUGGUGAAGCAUAUGUCAGGACUUAAUGUUUCUGUUAAUGUUAGAAGACCGGAGAGGAGAUGGGAGGAUGUGGUCCGGCUUGCACUCCUUGGGUGGCAGUGAGAGAAAGAGAGUAGGCAUGAUGUACCUUUCUCUUGCCCUUCAGGAAAUACCAUGCUUCCUUCCAAGGCCAGCAAGUGGUGUAAUUGAUCAGGACACAGAAAACGAGCCUCCCAUUCUCAAAACCUAUCUCCCCCUUCCUUCUCCAUACUGCCUAAGAUACACAGACUUAGAGAUCUGUUUGAUUUAGCUAAGAGAGCGCAUGGGGACUUGAGGUGGGGAGAAGAAGCUGUCAGACAUUUACUUUAUUAAGUAUUACUGUAAUGUGAAGUAGAAUAUCAGAUCAUUUUCCAGCUCCAUCCGCCCCAGCUGAACUAAUGAAGCAGGAAUUGUGGAGUUGGAGUGGAGAGUGGCGAAGGGUUGCCAUUUUGGGCACGUAUGUGGCAGCCUCAUACUACACCAUGUGAACCCCAGGAAUCUGGGGAGAAUGGGAGAGAGAAGGAGAACCGGGUGUUCUGAGAGCCCUCAGCUAACUUGAGGUUCCAGUACCAGAGCAGUUAACAAUGCUGCCCUGAUGGGAAGUGAAGGGGUGCUGGGCAUGGGUGUUCCCUGUGUGCCCUUCACAGGGUAUGUCUGCUUGGCCGGAGGUCUAACGCCUAGUUGUCUGACCCGUGACCAGGAGGGCUCUCUCGCAGGAACCUUGUUUAUACUGGCAGAUGUGCCCACAUGACUCUUGUCUGAUCAGGUCCAGUUUAUGGCUGCCUGACUGUCACUCUGGCGCUGGGAGCCUGACUUUGUGCUCUCCUCAGUGUCCUGGAAAAAAUCAGGCCUAGGGCAGCCCCUAGUUCUUCAGAUGGAAGGUGCAAAUUCAGUACAGUACCCUAAUAGGAAACCAGUCCAAAGAUUGUCACUUAAACAGUUCCUGGGCAGGGAGGGCACCAGGAGUCUUUGGUCCCUAGGUCACAUGAGAGGCAGGAAUGAAGGAUCAGGUGGAGAGAGAGAGAGAGAAAGAAACAUGGCAAUAGCAGCAGAAUAGGGUGUGUGUCGGUUUCAGUUCCUGGGUAAAUGCACGAAUGGUCCCUUUAAAGGAAGCAAUAGGCAAGCGGGGAGCCCGUCAGCUAGUGGUAGAUAUGUCUCUGAGUUCUUAUCUCUGGCCACCAGCUCGAGCCAUUUGGGUGUGGUGUAGAAAAGAGAAAAAAGGGAGAUGGACAGAGGAGCCAGCCCUGCUCUUUCAAGUCUUAACCAGGACCAGAUGGGACACACCCCCUCAUGCACCCAGCUGCCGUCCUUGAACGCAUUUAAGAUCUCUACCUCACCUGGAGUUUUGAAGGGACGGGGAAGAGCUAGAUUUUCCGACCUUACUCUCUUUCUGGCAGAGUCUCUGGUCACAGAGAUGUGGAAGAAGUUUCCAAGGCUGGUCCUGGGUCAAGCAAUGAAAACAGAAUUUAUUCAUGGAGACAGUUUUUGUUCCAUUCAGCUCUUUUUAUCCUUGGAUUGGUUCAUGAAAAAGAAGCCAGCAUGGACUGAAUUAUGUGUGGAUUCAGGAGACAGGAAGCAGGUUUCUAGGGAUUGAGGAGACUGAAGAAAGUUGAAGACAGGCUGAUGGGCUCAGCUGGUAGGCUCCACUAUCUCACCAUGACAGCUGAAAAUUCCACUGCUGGAGACCUGGCUCCAGCCCCCCUCAUCACUUGCAAACUCUGUCUGUGUGAGCAGUCUCUGGACAAGAUGACCACACUCCAGGAAUGCCAUUGCAUCUUUUGCACAGCUUGCCUGAAACAGUACAUGCAGCUGGCAAUCCGAGAGGGAUGUGGGUCUCCCAUCACUUGCCCUGACAUGGUGUGCCUAAACCACGGGACCCUGCAGGAAGCUGAGAUUGCCUGUUUGGUACCUGUGGACCAGUUCCAGCUUUAUCAGCGCUUAAAAUUUGAAAGAGAAGUUCAUCUGGACCCCUACCGAACAUGGUGUCCUGUUGCAGACUGUCAGACAGUGUGCCCCGUUGCAUCGAGUGACCCAGGACAGCCUGUGCUGGUGGAAUGCCCUUCUUGCCACCUGAAAUUCUGCUCGUGUUGCAAGGAUGCUUGGCAUGCAGAGGUCUCCUGUAGAGACAGUCAGCCUGUUGUCCUGCCAACAGAGCACGGAGCCCUCUUUGGGACAGAUGCAGAAGCUCCCAUUAAGCAAUGCCCAGUUUGCCGGGUUUAUAUCGAACGCAAUGAAGGCUGUGCUCAGAUGAUGUGCAAAAACUGUAAGCACACGUUUUGCUGGUACUGUCUCCAGAACUUGGACAAUGACAUUUUCCUCAGACAUUAUGACAAAGGGCCAUGCAGAAAUAAACUAGGCCACUCAAGAGCAUCAGUGAUGUGGAACCGAACACAGGUGGUAGGGAUUCUCGUAGGCUUGGGCAUCAUUGCCUUGGUGACUUCACCUUUGCUGCUCCUGGCCUCCCCAUGUAUAAUCUGUUGUGUUUGCAAGUCCUGUCGGGGCAAGAAGAAAAAGCACGACCCAUCCACAACCUAAAGAUUUCCGUGUUCACACGCCCGAGAUGUGUGAAUUACAUGAGAUGGCACAGUGAUAAAGCCCCACUUAGUGACCUUGCCUCCUCCUCCUUCCCAACUUUGAAAGUGCCUCUGUUGACUUUGUCUCCCAGCCUUCAGCAUCGGGAAAGGCCGAAUCCUGGGUGUUCGUGUUCCUGUGUAAUGAGAACUGGGCUUGACAGUCCAGCUGUGUCUAUGGAGCAUGUCGGGAGCUUUGGGCUUGCUUGGGAUGAAUGAACAUAUCAUUUUAUCAUCCAAAGGAUCUCACUGGACUGUUCAACUUCCAACGAAAUUCAAGGAGCUUGAGUGAACAUUUGAUGUAACCGGUGUGUUGUAGUUGGCAGCAUGCAAGAUAACCGAGAAGCCAGAGCCUGUUCUGUGUUGAUUAGACUACCACGAGAAACACAGGAGAAACCUGAUAAGGAGGAGAAGGAUAAGACUGCGUAAGGAGAAAUCCUCGUAGGAGCCAUAAAGCAGGCUGCCAAUCUCAGCAGUUGACAUGGUGGUUGUGCCUCUGCUGGCUACUGGGUGUGCUGUCCCCAAUGUUCCCGCUAUGAUUUGGCAGAAACACAAUAGGUUUCUCCUGUGUGAUCUCAGCUUCAAGAAGGAGAAACUGCUGUGCAGAGGGAGUUGUCCUUUUUCAGUCAAAGAGUUGCAGGCUGUUAAACAAUAUGGUCUAAUUUAGUGUCUCUCCCUUGGCAAAUGUAAGUUUUCCGAGUUGGCCAGCUUGUCUCUUACAGCCGGUAGCUGUGGUCUACAAAAUUGUUUCAUACAAAAUACGGGUAGAGUGAUAGUUUCAAAACUUUUGUCGUAGGUAACCGGGACCUUUCUAGGGGUCUGUGUUCACACAUCCAAUAGAUUUGGAAUCGGGUCUAAGAGUACACAUGGAUGGUAAAUAUUAAAGUGUAUAUCAUGUACAUCUAGAAUCCAUGUGACUUGCAGCCUACCUGUAAUUUCUAUCCAUUGAGCAUGCAUGGAUAUACCCAAUAGCACACACAAAAUAAAUGUUUACUUAAAAGCCAUUCUAUCCUUCUGUGCCUGAAAUGUUUAUUGCAAAUCUGCCUAAAGAUUUUUUGCAUAUUAUAUAUGUGAAUUUGGGUUGUAAGUUCAUAACUUACCCAAGGGCAUAGACUCCUAACUCUUUUAAAACAGUGCUUAGUACAAUAUCCUGCCAUCUCUGUUUGUAAAAACACUAAUGGAUAAGUGAGUCAUUUAUGUUUUCAAACACAGAGCAGCUCUUUUCUCAGCAUAAUUUAUUGCUCUUUCAGCAUCUGUUAGGACAGUCUGAAUACUUUCUAUGUUAUAAGGCACUGAUAAAACAACAAAAACAUGUAAGAAAUAAAAUAGAAACGCUUUAUAUAUUUUAGUUUAAAUUUAUCACCUCAUUGUUACUUUUUUUCCAUUAUACCAUGAGUCAGAUUUGAAUAACGAGGUUUUGAAAGAAUAAAACCUUUUCUCCAAUGACAGGAUUAUUUAACUGCUAUUGGCAAUGCAGCCUGGUGCUUUGUGAGACCUAUGCUAAAUGUUACUGGAGAGUUCUUGAAGCCAGGGAUGCCAUAUCAGGAACUAUUCAGGAUCUAUGGUAUAUUCUGAGGUAACUGGGUAAUAGAAUAUCAAAUUGCUGCUAUCUCUGACUUAUUAUUAACGGAUGAUGCUUUGCCUAUGUAAUAGGAUGUAUCCUAAGUGGGGAUGUGUAUAUUUAAGGAACUUUAAUUCACAUGUAUAUAUUGAUAUCUGAUGUAUGUGUAGUACAUCUAUUGGUCAUGUACGUUUUAAUUUACGUGUUAUAUAGAAUAUAGAUGAGAACUCUGGGAAAACUUGGGAAGGGCAGCCAACCAAAAUCAUUUUUAAUCAUUUAUUAGAAAUUUCUUAAUAUUGUGUCUUUAUUUUCUUUUGAAACUCUAAAUACUUCAGAAAAAAAAAACUCUAUUCUAUCAGUGUAAUUCAUAUUAGUAUAAUUAUAGAUUCACAUAUAUUUGAAUAGUUAAUUUGCUUUGUUUUACACAGAGCCUACUGCCUCAUUAUAGGUAAAAGGCAUUUGUAACUGCUCAGGGGAUUACAGGAACUCAGCUGCAACUGAAUUUUUGUAACAAGCAUGUUAAUAGUGGCAAUAUCCUCUGUUAGCAAACUCUUUAAGCUUGGUGCCACAAAGAGUCUUUAAACAGGGGCUGAUUUUGAGUAACCUAAAAUGCUUUGUUAUCACAGGAUGGAAGAAAAUAUGUAUGCUAUUUCCUUGGCAAAUUGAAGGAAUUUGCUGCCUUACAGAGAUAGUAUCACCGAAUUAGCUGCUUACUUUUUGGCCAGGGCUAGGGAAUGGGGGUUGUUUGUCAAACUGUUUUUCAAGAACUAGAUUUAAUUUUUUUUUUUUUAAUGUUGGGAAGUACCUGAAAAAUGGUAAAUUCUUUUGAAAUGUGUGUGAGAUUGUCAGAAUCAACAAAACCAGGCUGGUUAAACAUUUCUGGUGCCCUAGAGACUGUUUACAAACGAGAGAGCUGGCAACGUGUUUUUUUCUUUUUUUGGACAAGGUCUCUCUUUGUCACCCAGGCUGGAGUGCAGUGGCGUGAUCAUGGUUCACUGCAACCUCUGCCUCCUGGGCUCAAGUGAUCCUCCCACCUCAGCUUCCUGAGUAGCUGGGACUACAGGCACACACCACUACGCCUGGCUAAUUUAUGUAUUUUUUGUAGAGAUGUGCUUUCUCUGUAUCGCCCAGGCUUGUCUUAAUCUCCUGGGGUCAAGUGAUCCACCCACCUUGGCCUCCCAAAGUGUUGGGGUUGCAGGCAUGUGUGUCACCAUGCCUGAGAGCUGACAAUUUUAACCAACAACUUUGAUAAGAGAGGCUGAUAUUCUUGUUUUAGUUAAUUGGCCAGCGACAGAGUUUACCCAUGCCUCCUCUCUCAGUCUGCCAGCUUUGUUCUUUCCUAGUGAUUCUCUUUCUGUAUUAAGAGGAAGUAUGAGGUCUCCAUAUGGUUGCUUGGAUGCUAAGACAAGAAUCUUUUUGUGUUUAGAGUAUAGAAAUAAAAAAAUCCAUCACCAAACUGUAAUCUGGAUAUAAUAGCCCAGCAUCCAGAAAUCCUAUGGGAUGUUAUUACCACAACAUCUUGCCAUUAUCCCAUCUAGGAAAUUUUCUCUUGUUUUGAGGUAGGGAAGUGAGGAGAAAAGCCACGUGGAAGCAAAUGUUAGAAUCUUAGGCGUCCUAUUUGUUCAUGCCAUGGGUAUUUGCUUUGGACUUGGAGUCUGUACUUUGAAAGAGGCCUUUGAACAAUAAUUUAGUGUGAAUUUUCUUGUAGCCUGCUUCAUGAAAAUAUCACCCAGGUUUGCAAGUGUACAUGUUUAUUUGAAUGUAAAUCACUGUUUUUUGGAACCCUAUGUUUUUUCUUAAAAAUUAUUCUGAAUCUAAAUAUGUAUUACUUUAGCCUUCCUUACACAAUGCUUAUAAAAGACUUUUCUUUCUGUUCAUGAGUGGAUGCCUGUAUGUGAUAGUUGUGUGUAUUUGUGUAGCUUUAAGGACAAUUUCAGAAAUGCAUUAGAUGAAUGACAUUUUAUAAAGCGAUCACAAUUGAUUUCUACAGGCUAUUAUGUUUCAUGUUGAUUCAUGAUCCAGGAAGUUUUAUGUAUUUAAAAAAUUGCUAUUGUGUUCGAUUUUUCCAAUGUUGGGGGAAGAAAAUAGCUGUUUUAGUGUUUCUAGCCACAAUAAAUGUGAGCAGGAAAUCAAGUGUGUUAA